AUGCUCGAGCUCGACGGCGUCACGGGCAAGAUCCUGGCCAACGACCUGAUGAAAAAGAUUCCAAUAUCGCUAAUGACGACCAUGCCGGCCUUACUCGUGCUGCAUCUCGAAGCAGCGCUGGACCCAUCCGAAUCGGACCUUGUCCGCUCCAUGUCUCGCAUAUCCAUCAGCCAGACCAUGCUGGCGCUGAAUCAGCUACGGGAGAUACCGGCGAUUAAAAAGGCAAUUCCGCUAUUCGAGCUGAUACUGUUGCGGAAGAAGCUCGACGGCGACGGCGAUGCAGUUGUGCAUAUGCCGAAGGUAGCCGCACUGUGCGAGUCGCAAGGGAAGGCGGCCGGCGUGGUGCAGCGGCCGCAGCUCGAUGCGGAGACGGACGAUGCGCUAGGAGAGUCUUUUGAUAGUUUUGUGCAAGAAUUCUUGGAGUAUGACACGCUGGGUGAAUGGGGCUUCGCACAGGUGGACUUUUCGCGGCUCGUCUAG
Messenger RNA from Akanthomyces muscarius, 480 nucleotides. RefSeq lists its product as uncharacterized. Lineage: Eukaryota; Fungi; Ascomycota; Sordariomycetes; Hypocreales; Cordycipitaceae. The transcript has 2 exons. The coding region runs from base 1 to 480 and encodes 159 amino acids. The record is from RefSeq and is a predicted model, not a curated record.